UCUCGUUUUUGCAUUAGAACCUUAUCUCUCUAGGAUUUAUUGAGUCUCAUUGGGACUGAUCUGAUUAGGCAUUGAUCCUCAAUGUUCCUCAGAUUAUGAAUACACCACAUGGCAUAAUAAGUCUCUUCUUUCCCAUCCUUUCCGUGUUUUAGAAGCUAUUUACGAGUUUCUUUCUAGGCCAGAUAUAUACUCAACGGAUUAAGAUUUGAUUUGCUUUUAGUGCAGCGACAUUUUUGUUGUAGAUGUUAAGGUUCUAGGUGGUUCUGUUGGUUGUUGAUCGCGUGUUUUCCUUAAUGGUAACGUUAGCUGAGCACAUAACAAAGUUAGGAUUUAACUUCUGCUCCAUUUUUCUUUCAUUAUCUCGAUUGCAGGCUGCUUGAUUUUCUUUGCUUUGGCUUUUGGCAAAAAUGUUUAGGGAGCAUCUUAGACUGUGGGGGUUUUCAAGAUUAAGUUUACGAAGACACUGCUAGUUUUCUGUGUCUUUUGACUUCUUGAGUUCUUGGCAUGGUUCCUAAGAUAUGGUGUUCCAAAAGAGAUUAGAUUAUGGAUUUGAUGGGUAUCAGGUGCCUCCCGUUCCACGGUCUACCAGAUCAUCCCGGAAGAGGGGCAGUAACUGGAGGAAAGCUGAUGUCAAUCACAUAUGUGCGUUUGACUUAUUAGCUACAGUAGCUGGGAAUUUGCUGCUCGAGGGAGAAAACUCGCCUCAUUCUGCAAACACAUCUAGUGCUAGAGAGCAUUCGGCGUUUAUGAAAUAUUGUAUCAAGGAGGAAAAGCAGAACGAAGAGCAAACGAUGCAAGAAAAACCGUGUGAUCAAGGUAGCUCUGAACGGGGUUUCUUUCUUUCUGAGCUUGUCUCGCAAGCGCCCAUGUUAAGUAAUUGUUCGAGUGAACUCCCGCUCGCACAAAAUGAUACUUUGUCUGCACCUGCAUCUGUAAUAACUAGUUCAGACUGCUCGGAAAAGUUUGUCACUAUGGAACAUUUGGUUAACGGUGGAAACAAGCUCGAACUUGGGAGCUUAAAUAGGAAGGCGGAUCUGGACGUGUCUGGUUGCAAAGUCUUUUCUAAUCGUAAAUUAGGUUUUGAAUUUGGAAAACCAGGAAGCAAGGGCCUGGUGAAUGAUAAUAAAGCGGGUAUCUGCAUUUCAGGCUUCCCUGUCCUCGGGAAUAGAAAACCGUCUACUUUAGUUUGCUCAGACGAUAGUGUAAAGCUAACUCCGCCAAAGGACCAUAUUUCUUGUGUGUCUUUUCCCGUGAAGAGGGAUGAUGUAAAGUUAGGUAGUAGAGACGAUGACGAAAACUCUUCAGGGUGCACUCAACCUAGCACCGCAAGUAAGGUCUUCAGGCAAGCUCAACCGUAUAUCGAAGAUAGAAAGAGCGGGAAGCUAUCAGCACCUAAAUACCUGGAAGUGAAUCCGAAAUCAAAUGACGAGGAACAUCUAAAUGCUGAUGUGGAAACAAGGCAUGCUUUCGAUAAUAGUAAGAACAGUUUCAAGCACCAAAGGUCUCUCAAAGAUUACCCUUUCAAGAAAAGGAAGCUCUAUGAUUGUAGCUCAGUGUCCAUUUCUGAUGUAGGGAUAAGGAACGACGGGAUAUGUAGUCGCUACAAUGGAGAUGCUUCCAGUUAUACUCUAACAUUACCAUCAGCUCACCCAGUAGCCGGGACAUCAAGCUCUGCAGCAGGCGAAAGUGCGUCCUUUAGAUCCGGUGAUUCCCAGGUGAAGCUGAGAAUUAAGUCUUUCAGAAUUCCCGAGCUUUUUAUUGAGAUUCCAGAAACUGCAACUGUUGGUUCUUUAAAGAGGACAGUCAUGGAGGCGGUGACAACAAUACUUGGCGGUGGACUACGUGUUGGUGUACUCUUUCAGGGUAAGAAGGUUAGAGAUGAUAGCAAAACCUUACUACAAACUGGGAUUUGUCACGAUAACAAGCUCAAUGCUGUGGGUUUCACCCUCGAGCCCAAUCCUUCUCAAGAUCCCCCACCACCCAUGUGCCCUAAAGAGCACCCUUACCUACUUUCUCGUGACUCGCCUCAACCUCAACCUCAACCACUAUCAAGGUAUCCAUCUUCGCCCAGCGUGGUUCAUAAUGCAGUGCAACGGGGACCAAAUUCUGCUCUUCCUAAUCCUCGGGGAACCAGUGUGAUCAAUUUCUUCGAGAGUGACCACGAUUCAGCUCCAUCCCCUCCUGACAUCUUGUUGAAUAAAAGUGCAGCAGCAGAUUCAAGAGCACUGGUUGCAGUUCCCUCGGGGAAUGCAGAAGCCCUCUCUAUGGCACCGGCAAGGAAACCAAAGCGAUCCGAGACAGCACAACGAAGAAUUCGCCGCCCUUUCUCUGUUUCUGAAGUGGAAGCACUUGUUCAAGCUGUUGAGAAGCUUGGAACUGGAAGGUGGCGUGACGUUAAGAUGCGAGCCUUUGAUAACGCCAAACAUCGAACUUAUGUUGAUCUGAAGGACAAGUGGAAGACACUGGUGCAUACUGCAAGAAUAUCCCCUCAGCAAAGGAGAGGUGAACCGGUGCCACAGGAGCUACUGGACCGGGUUCUGGCUGCCCAUGCCUACUGGUCCCAACAGCAAACCAAGCAACAGAUGAAACACCACUCUGCAACUUGCUUUCUACUCUAGGAUUAAACAAGCUCGUUAUACAAGGUUUUCCUAGUGCAGUUUACUUCUCCUGUGAAUUUACAGGAGCGGGAUUUGUCCAGUAUACAUUUUCGGGUAUUCUUACUCGAAAAAGAGAGCUGGCUGCACUUGUGAAGAAAUAAAAGUAGAUAAACAUUUUUGAGAUUGUUGUUGUUGUUGUUGGUUUUUUUCUUUUUCUUCUCAUUUUUUUUUUCAUUAAUUCUUUUUGGUAUACACGA
Ipomoea triloba (trilobed morning glory) is the source of this 2854-nucleotide messenger RNA. Its product is annotated as telomere repeat-binding protein 5-like. NCBI's taxonomy places the organism in Eukaryota, Viridiplantae, Streptophyta, Magnoliopsida, Solanales, Convolvulaceae. Bases 519 to 2618 code for a protein of 699 amino acids. The transcript has 9 exons. The record is from RefSeq and is a predicted model, not a curated record.